Messenger RNA from Chionomys nivalis (European snow vole), 701 nucleotides. Its product is annotated as prolyl-tRNA synthetase associated domain-containing protein 1-like. Lineage: Eukaryota; Metazoa; Chordata; Mammalia; Rodentia; Cricetidae. The record is from RefSeq and is a predicted model, not a curated record. Gene Ontology annotation, molecular function: aminoacyl-tRNA deacylase activity.
AUGCGCACGCCGGCGGAGGCACCGCCACGCCCCGGAAGUUGCGACACUUCCGGGCAGGCGCCUCUGUCAGCCUUCGGGCGUAGGGGAAAAACGGCGCCGCCUGAGCUGUGGGCGGUGCUAGAGCAGAGGUUCGGCCCCCUCACCAUCCUCACCGAGCUCGUGUGGCACUCCGAGGUGUUUACAGUAGAAGAAAUGAUGCUUCAUAUUCAAUAUUUGAAAGGAGCACACAGUAGGAAAAAGAAGAAAAACUACUGGCUGGUAGCAGUUCUUCAUGACAGACAAUUAAAUGAUCUUGGCAAGCAGUUAGGAGUUGGGAGUGGUAAUCUUCGGUUUGCUGAUGAAACAGCCAUGCUAGAAAAAGUGAAAGCUGGUCAAGGCUGUGCCACACCUUGGCACUCUUCUGUGAUGAUAGAGAUGGUUAAGUUUGUUCAGGAUUCAGCAUUUUCGGAAGGACAUGAAGAAGUAUACUUCCAUCCAGUGACUAAUGCUGCAACCAUGGAAUUGAGUCCUGAAGACUUGCUCAUAUUUGUGAAUGCUACAGGACAUGAUCCCAUAAUUCUAAACUUCGAUUAAAAGCUGACUGGGAACUGGGCAUGGUCUAGUUCUCUAGGCAGAGCAGGCUGGUCUCUUGAGUUCUAGGUCACCCAAGGACUACAUAUUCAGAUACUGAGUCCAAAAACAAGCCAAUUAGGCUAAUGCUU